AUGGCAACUCUCGCACGCGCCGUAAGGGGCCUAGCUCGACCGGCACACAGCCGCCUCUGCACGCGUGCUCUCCCGCUGCGCGUCCAGGCUCUCUCGACGCUAUCGCCGCGCACACUGUCGACAGCCGCCGCGGCGAUUGACGAGGAAGCCGAGUGGGCGGCCGCCUUCAAAGACGCGACGGACGCGUUCUCGGGCGAAGAUGGUCACGAAACUUCGGCUCAGCGCAUGCGCGAGCUCGUGAAGAGCGGUUUAUUACGCCACACGGAUCUAAGAGAUCGCCCGGACCGCUUCUUCGAAGCCCAUAGAUUGCUGGCUCGUAGAGCCGUCUCGGAAGGGCCUGGAUUUUGGAUUCGUUUUACCGUGCACUACAACCUGUGCUACGGCACGGUCCUCGCCGUAGGGAAUGACGACCAGAUCGCGGCGUUGGAUAAUGUUGAGGCAGCCGGUAUGCUUGGCUGUUUUGCCCUCACCGAGAAGCGGGCGGGCGUUCAAUCAGGCUUAGUUGUCGAGACCACGGCGACCUACGAUAACGGAGAGUUCGUGCUCAAUUCGCCGAACCAGGGCGCCUUCAAGAACUGGAUCUCGCAGGGUCACGUCGCGGACCAGGCGGUCGUGCUGGCCGACUUGACGGUCGGUUCCGAGCGCGUCGGGCCACACGCGUUCCUCGUGGACAUGGCCUCGCCUGGCAUCAGCACCGGAGACAUGGGCGUCAAGACCACGGGUAACGAUCUGGACAAUGCCUGGAUUGCCUUCGACGACGUGCGCGUGCCGCGCUCGGCGCUGCUGGACGCCCACUGCGAUGUCUCUGCCGAUGGCACCUAUGCUCGCACUACCGAAGGCAUCGCGCGGUCCGGUGCUGCAUUAUAUCGCUUCGAACACGCCAUCGACGCGUCUGCUCGAUGGCGUGAGGGUAACACCCGCAGGCGCCUUUCGAGAUGAUCGGCCAGCGCCUCUACACGGGCCGCGUCGCCGUCGCGCAAGCCGCUCUAGCCUUCCGCCGCCAGGUCUUCGAAGUCACUGAAGCCUACGCUAAGCAAAAGCCGAUUCCCGACGUCGCCGGCCGCAAGGGCCGCGUGCUGGCGGACAUCCCGCAGCUCCGAGCUUUGUUCGCCGACGCGUCGAAGCGGGCCGACGCGCUCGAGGCGUUCGUGGGGACGUGCGAAGAUCGUCUCGCGCCGUUGCUCAAAACGGGCGCGGUGCCCGACGCCGGACUGGCUCUGGCGAUCGCCACGGCGAAGGUCCGCGCCGUCGAGGACUCCAUCGACGCCUGCUGGCAGCUGAAGCAGGAGGUCGGCUCCUACGCGCUCAUGGGCGACUCUGGGUUCAAGCACCUGGACUUCCUGAACUGCUGUAAAUUUGCCGAGGGGGACAGCCGCGUGCUCGCCCAGAAGAUGGCUCGGGACGUCAUGCGCGUCUACGCAAAGACUGGUGACGCGGGUGACGCGGAGUCGACGCGCCUCGCGGCGGACCUCGCCAAGGCGCUCGCGCCGGCCGGCGGCGACAAGGUCGCGACGGCGGAUCUCUGGGACGAGAACUUCGAGAAGGUCUACGCGCUCGCGGAUGCCGUCAUGGACCGCGUCGUCGCCGAGGCGUGAAUACAUCGCUUCUGUAGGGUUAAGAGGCGCUUGUUUGUACUUCCAUGCAUACAGACCCAUCUGUACGUGCAUAAACAGCUCCCCCGAUUCAGCAGCUAGCGGUAACACACUAGCAAUCAUCGGGCCGCUCGCGGGCCGCGCCUUUGUCUUUGUGGGGCAAGCUGCGCCUCAAACGAGCGUCGCUCGUCCAUCUGUUUCAAGCGCUGCGAGCGCUGAGCAACGCGCGGGCUCGGCCACGCUCCGCAGCGAGUAGACGACCACUGAGCCUAGCUGAGCUAGCGCGCCGGCGCCGCGUGCCAGCCGCGCCCACAACAGAAUGAGCGACGCCGCGGCCCCCGCGCCCGCCGAGGCGCCGUCGACGCCGGCGCCGCCCGACGCCGACGCCGACAUGACCGACGCGCCGCCGUCCGAGGCCCCGGCGCCCGCUGCUCCGGAGGAGGAGGUCGACGAGGCCACGCGGGAGCGACUACGAGCCCUCGACGGGUUGAGAGCCAAGAUCGCCGAGCACAAGGAGGUCGAAGCCAAGCUCAAGGAGGCGCGCGCUUCCACGAAAGACUUAGUCAAAGAAUUUGAAGAUACGGAGAACGCCCUCAACGCCCUACAGUCCGUCGGUCAAAUUAUUGGAGACGUCUUGCGAAGACUCGACGAAGAGCGCUUCAUCGUCAAGGCGUCGAGCGGUCCCCGCUACGUGGUAGGCUGUCGGAAUAAAUUAGACAAAGAGAAGUUGAAGCCUGGUACUCGUGUUACCUUGGACAUGACGACGCUCACGAUCAUGCGCGCUUUACCUCGCGAGGUCGAUCCCACGGUCUACCACAUGCUCAACGAAGAUCCCGGUGGGAUAAGUUUCGGGGAGAUCGGUGGUCUCGGUGAACAAGUCCGAGAAUUGCGGGAAGUCAUUGAAUUGCCUCUCACAAAUCCUGAAUUAUUUGUUCGAGUCGGCAUCAAGCCCCCGAAAGGUGUGUUACUGUAUGGCCCGCCCGGCACGGGCAAGACACUACUCGCACGAGCGUUGGCGUCGAACAUCAACGCUACUUUCUUGAAGGUGGUAGCUUCCGCGAUCGUCGACAAGUACAUCGGCGAGUCCGCGAGAGUAGUGAGGGAGAUGUUCGGCUUCGCCAAGGACCACCAGCCGUGCGUCAUCUUCAUGGACGAGGUCGACGCGAUCGGUGGCAGUCGUUUUAGUGAAGGUACCUCCGCCGAUCGAGAGAUCCAGCGGACGUUGAUGGAAUUGCUCAAUCAAUUAGAUGGGUUUGAGCAGUUGGGCCAGGUGAAAAUGGUCAUGGCGACGAAUCGCCCGGACAUCCUGGACCCCGCUUUGCUCAGACCUGGCAGACUAGACCGGAAGAUCGAGAUCCCGUUGCCGAACGAAGCCGCGCGCUUAGAUAUCCUCAAGAUCCACGCGGGACCCAUCACGAAGCGCGGCGAGAUCGACUACGAGUCCGUCUGCAAACUGGCCGACGGGUUUAAUGGCGCCGACCUCCGAAACGUCUGCACGGAGGCGGGCCUCUUCGCGAUUCGGUCCGACCGCGACUAUGUCUUGGAGGAGGACUUCAUGAAGGCGGCGCGCAAGAUCGCCGAGGUGAAGAAGCUCGAGUCCAAGGCGGAGUACGCGAAGCCCUAG
Molecule: messenger RNA, 3216 nt
Organism: Pelagomonas calceolata
Lineage: Eukaryota; Pelagophyceae; Pelagomonadales; Pelagomonadaceae
Source: the annotation of a GenBank genome assembly